This is a messenger RNA of Rhodotorula toruloides NP11, 1959 nucleotides long. RefSeq lists its product as uncharacterized. The coding region runs from base 1 to 1959 and encodes 652 amino acids. The transcript has 6 exons. The record is from RefSeq and is a predicted model, not a curated record. NCBI's taxonomy places the organism in Eukaryota, Fungi, Basidiomycota, Microbotryomycetes, Sporidiobolales, Sporidiobolaceae.
AUGCCGACGCCGCCAGAAGGCUAUGCAGGCCACUUCUUCGCGUCCAUCCAGCGGGAAGACGCCAGUGGUCCGGCUUUCGCGUCUUGGGGGAAGAGCGGUGUCCCCGUCGAAGUCUUCCUCCAGAUCAUGCACGAGGUCAAGGAGGAGUCGGAGACAGAUCUCGUGUGGGCGAGCCACGUCUGCAAGGGCUGGCGUAAGGCGAUACUCGAGUGUGGGCCGCUCUGGGACGAACUGGAGGACGUCGAGGCUGGCUCGCUCUUCGCGCUCGAUCGCGUGAGGGCGUUCGCUGAGAGGUCGCAGGGAAACCUUCGCACCUUCUCCAUCACGUUCGACGCCGGCUUGCAAGACCUGCACAUCUCGACAGUUCCCAUCGUUCUCAAACAAGCGCUGCAAGAGGUGGCGAAGCGCGACGGCGGAAAGUCGCUCGUCGACUUCGAGCUCGACAUGCGAGGGUUGCGCUACCACGACGAUAUCGAGCCAAUCUACGCCGCCAUCUUCGCCGAAUUCUCCGCCGUCCGAAGCCUCAAGACCUUCAGGAUCUAUUCCACCGUCGACCGCUAUCCCGCUGGCGCCCCUUUCUUCUUUGCGUUGCCCGGCGUCGAGACGCUCGUCCUCACCUCCCAACCGUACGAGCUGCCCGGCGACGCCCGCCUCCCCGACUUCUUCUCGACCUCCGCAACCCUACAGAAUUCGCAGAUCUCGUCAUGCGCGCUGACGACACUCGUGCUGAGCGGCGUCUCGCUCCUGGACUCGGUCUUCCCCGACUUCCCGCACCUCAAGAUAAUCAAGUUCUGGCGAGUUCGCUGCUCGAACCUGCUCGGGCUCCUCAAGACGUGCGCAGCGACCCUCGAGGUCUUGUGGCUGCGAGCCGUCACGACGGAUGCAGCGGUGCGGUACCUCCCGCCUGCGAAGGACGGGUCGGGCGUGAAGGACUUGCCGGAGCCGCUCGACCUCCCUCGCUUGCGCGACGUACAGGUUGCUUCCUCGUCGCCGUUUCUCUGGACGACACCCACCCAGACGAGCAUCGGUUUCGUCACCCUGACGCCAGCGCUCAACAAAGCGUCUUUCACAUACCAGCGUCAGUUCGACGAGUACGAUCAGGAGAAUGAGGGACGCAUCGGCUAUUGUCGAGGCAUGUCGACCGCGUCCUUGACAACCUUCUUCCGAAACUCGCCAACCCUUGAGCACGUCAACUUCACCCUCUGUCCUCUUCCCGCCGAUAUGCUCGUCUCCGCCCUCGCCUACGCUCCCUCGACCUUGACGACUCUCUGCAUCGGCGGCACGGCAGCAGCGAGCGACUCAGUCAUCGACCGCCUGCACUCCCUCACCCCACACCUCAAGUGGCUUGACGUUUACGCGUACAACAAGGUCGCCACCGUCUCGGUGCAAGCGCUAGCGCGCCUCGCCCAUAGGCUGAAGAAGUCGAACGUCUUGUCGUGGUGGAUUGGGUCGAAGUCGUUGACUAUCGUCGCCAACAAGCCUUUCAAUGACGAAGAGCCGACGCUCCCCGACCUUCGCACCUCUCUCCGCGCCCUGCUCCUCACGCUCUCGGACGCCCAGCUCGCCCACAUCCCGCCGCACCUCGACCUCAACCCUUCUCCCUCCGCGCCUUCCUAUGAGGACGUCGAAGCGGAAAUCCUCUCCCUCGCCGCGCCUCCUCCUCAGCCGCCUUAUCCCGCAGCCGGUCCUCCAGCAGGCGCUUCUCCCGCCGAGCUCGCCGCACAACAGAAGAAGCUUACUCCGCCUUACAAGCCGCCGGCGUCGCAGCAAAUCUUCGACGACACGGUCGUCGCCCUCCAGAAGUGGAACAAGCGCCGCGAGGAGGAGUUGGCAAUUGAGUGGAUGGAGAAGGCCGGAGUGCAGCUUGAGUGGAGCACGAGGUGCGGAGACCUCGACUGCCGUGAUUGCGAUCACCCGGGUGCGGACUUGUGGGAGGCGGACGAGGACGAGGACAAGUAG